CAAGUGCGACAUUGCGGAGCGCUAUUUCUCAGCUCGCAUUGCAAGAACCGGCACCAAAGGAACAUAGAAUGAUCCAUGUCUCAGUUUCGAAUUGCUUUGGGUGUUUCGAAUAUGUCAAGGGAAGACAAUGAUGGAAGCCAGGGCUUAUAAGGGACGCAGCCAAGCUGUUACACGGAUCAUUAUGGAACCGGAAGCUUGGAGGUACAAACAAUACCCAAACAAUCCUCUACCGCGACCAUGUCCGAGUACGCAGAUAAAGCUGAGCUCAUAAAAUCAAAAAUCCAAGAACGCGAAGAGUUCGUUCGUGAGUCUUGGGUAAAAGCCAUGGAAGCUCGGCUUGUGCGCGACGAGCUCGUGAAAUGUCACCGGCAUGAGGGCGUCAACCACCAGGAGAACUGCAAAUGGCUGUCAGACAAGUAUGCGUCGAUGCUCAAGGAGAAUAAGGUCAAGGGCUACAAAAAGAUUGACUUCUAGAUCGUCUUACUAUCCUAGUGCCUCUUAGAAUUGACCACUCAAACUACACAGCAUUGACUGAUGUGCCGUCAGUGUUCAAGUGGGUG
Suillus paluster is the source of this 560-nucleotide messenger RNA. RefSeq names its product NADH-ubiquinone oxidoreductase 12 kDa subunit. The coding region runs from base 238 to 474 and encodes 78 amino acids. The record is from RefSeq and is a predicted model, not a curated record. The transcript has 3 exons. NCBI's taxonomy places the organism in Eukaryota, Fungi, Basidiomycota, Agaricomycetes, Boletales, Suillaceae.